CGCCGCGCAGUUGAACUUGAGACAUCCAACAAGAUGGUUUGAAAUUUGUCGCUCUAUCAGUGACUCAAUAAUAAUAAAUUACAAAUCAACUGAAAAUAGUAAAUAAACAAUUAAAAAGUGUUUUGUUUUGAAAUAUUUUUGGAUUCGAGAACAAAGGAAAACAAUAACAAAAGACACAAUGGCUCCAACCGUAGACAAAAAUGCACUUCUCAGCGAACAUCAAAUCGGCUAUUAUCAUCAGACAUACACUCAUACCGAGAUGCAGUACUUAAAUCAAUCCAAGGCGAUGGCUGGUGUAAGACGUGUGAUAAUAUUUUGUCUUCUAACGUUCAUCGUACCUGCUAUUUUUAUCAUAUUGCCUUUGUACCUCAGACACAAUGUGUUUGCACCGAGCAUUCUGGCGUUGGCCGAGUCAGAUAUUGUCGAAGUGAAACAAGGCAUCAGCACCAUUUUCUGCGAAGAACAUCAUUUGCGGAUGAACACGAGCUUCAAUGCAUUUCAAUUGAACAAAAUUCCCCAAUUUUCCGACACACGUAAACACAUUCGGCUGAAGAAGUCGAUGACCCUGCCCGAUGACACGUUGGAAUAUUGGGGUUUUUACUUGUUACGAGGCGCCACCGUGGAGCUGCGAGCUUGUUCGCGUCACGAAGGCAGUCGAAUUUUGGUUGUGAAGGGCGAACGGAACUUGCGGACUUGCGGAUUGCUCGAACACAACAAAAACAAGGUCGGUUUGCACUACGCCAAGGGUCAAGGCGAAGUCAUUGUAACGUUCGAGAAAGCGGAAAUCAUUCCAAAUAGCGCGGAUCGCAACGAAACAGCAGCGCAGGAGCCUCCAAGUGAUCCGGAUGCCAAUUCGGGCGGUGAGGUGAUCGACGAUAGUGACGUCGUGGCAAAUCGGCGACACAGAAAACACCCCAAAGAGCUACAUACGAACGAUUUGGGCUCACAAUCGCAUAACGUGGAAGACGAACAGCCACAAACGACGCCAAGCAUGUCGCCAGUCACUCAUAAAAUUCGGCAUCAUCGCCAUCAUCAGCAGGAAAUCGUGCCGGAGCAAGUUGUUGACGAUGACACGGCAAAUAAACAACGAAAAAAGCGAGAUUUGGUGCUGAAUCGUGCGAUAAAUCACGGCGGCAAUGCAAUAAAUUACACUGAAAAGCCCAGUGACUCGGUUUCGAGUUUCGAAAAUAGUUUGUUGACAUGUUACGAUGGUCAAAUCCUGUUGGCGCAAUAUUUCCCGCCGUCAAGCGAUUGUCAUGAUGUCUCAUUUUUGGCUAAUAACACCCGAAUCGGUCGAAUGUCAACGAAACACGAAGUAGUUUCCGACGGAUUUUAUUACUACAUCUUCUACUCGGACAACGAUUUGUACCAAAAUGACAUCCACGCCGUCUUCGACAUCUACAAACCGACGUACGAGUACGCGAACAUCACAAAAUCCAAGAGUUGCAUCAACAGCACCGAGUGCAAAUUCCCCAUUAGCAUGUUCAGUGAGGAUAAAGUCAUCGUUGAGGUACCGACGCGUGAUGGUAUCGAGCACGAAGACGACGAUAUCACGCAAAUGUUGUCAAUUUGUGUGCCACGGUCCUCCGUUUAUCUAAUAUUUCCGAUUCUUGUGUUACUUUUUGUCCUAAGUUGUGCGUUUUUGUAAAAAUUAAGAGAUUAUUAGUGAGUUAAGAGACUUGUUGUUGUGGAAAAAAGCAACGAACAAAUUUUUUCUGUCAUAAAAAUCGUGAAUUCAGUAAAAGACUGAAGAAAGUUGGUACAAAAUACAUUUAAAAUGCACGAAAAUUGGUCAGUGAUCACAUAAAAAAGUCGAUUUUUCUAGCAAUAUUAAUACCAAAAAUUUUUACGUUAAAGCAAUUUUUACAGAUAUUAAAAAAAAAUCAUUGGAAAACAUAUAGAACCAAGUAGAGUAGAGAAAAAUUGCUCGUGCCAUAUUCAACGAGAUAUUUAAUUCGAAGACGUACUGGAAUUUAAUAAAUUUAGUGAAAUAUAUUGAAACUUACUAACAUUAGGUAGGAAAGGUUGAUUGAUUGAGCAAAAAAAAUAUUAUAAAUUAUUAGAAA
Molecule: messenger RNA, 2066 nt
Organism: Culicoides brevitarsis
Lineage: Eukaryota; Metazoa; Arthropoda; Insecta; Diptera; Ceratopogonidae
Exons: 3
Coding region: 179-1648 (489 amino acids)
Source: RefSeq, a predicted model, not a curated record